AUGGGAAAGCUAUUUAAAUCAUCACCAUUCCAAAGGUUUCCAUCAUCAGCAAUAUUUAGUACCAAGAUUCUGGGAAUUGCGGUAUUCACUAUAUUCUUUGUAUUGGUAAUGGUCAAUCAAAUAGAAAUGGUCAUCAAUUCACAUCAAUUCAUUCCACUUCCAUCCAAUCAGUGGUCACAUAUAAGAAUAGUACCUCUACCGAUGAAUGUGACCAAUGGAACCGACGUCUAUUUCCUUCAUGACACAUUCACCUUUGAAACAACCUCUUCAAGUAAAAUAUUAAAAUCUGCAAUCCAAAGAUACCAUUCUCUCAUCUUUACACAACAAACAUCCAAUGGUAUCGAUAGUUCAUUCGAUCCAUUAAAUGAUAAAAUAGCCGGAUUUAAUUUGACUGAUAAUACAAAUAUUAAUCCAAAUUUUAUAAAUAAAUUGGUUAUUAAUAUAAUAUCAAAAGAUGAAACAUUACAAUUGGGGAUGGAUGAAAGUUAUAGUUUACUAUUAGAGACAAAGGGAUUCGAGUUGAAUGCCAAGACGGUAUUUGGUGCUUUGAGAGGGUUAGAAUCAUUUUCACAAAUGAUAGAAUACAGUCGAUUCAAUACUGCAUCCUCUUACUUUAUUCAACAUUGUCCUUGGAGGAUAUUUGACAAACCACGAUUCCAACAUAGAGGAACUCUCUUGGAUACAUCCAAACAAUAUAUUCCUAUCCAAGCCAUACAAUCUUUUAUCGAUGCUCUUUCCUAUUCAAAAUUUAAUGUAUUUCAUUGGCAUUUAAUAGUUGGUUCACAAAAAACACAAAGUAAUAACCAAACGUAUAGUCACAGUGAAAUUAAAACAAUUGUAGAAUACGCAAAAGAAAGAGGUAUUAGAGUACUUGUAGAAGUGGAUAUGCCAGCAGCAGGUCAAAAAUGUAAUAUUGCAUUUGACUCAUCAACAGACGAACCAUACGAAUUAGCAUUGGGAUUAAUGAAAGAGACAAGACAUUUAUUUCCAGAGAAUUUAAUACAUUUUGGAAGAUACAAAGAGAAUAUGGUAUGCAACGAUGACAAAGAUUCUUCAGAGGAAAUUAAAAAAGAUAGGAUCGAUAAAACAAAUACCGGUGUAUGGGAAUUCUUUCAAAGUAAAAUAGUUGAUUAUAUUCUUCAACAAGAGAAUCAAGAGAGAUCACCUGUAUUGUGGCAAAUGGAUGAUGAUGAUGAUAAUGACAACAACAACCUCUUGUCGAUCGAAAAUGAUGAAAGUUUAAUUCCAAAACAAGUUAUACUUCAAAUCAAUCAAUUAUCAACUUUACAACGAGCCAUUGAAAAUGGGUAUCGAGUGAUUGCUUCCAAUUCAUUUGGUGGUUUAAAUCAAACUUGGCAAUCAUUAUACAAUAAUGACUUUACAGUUAAUAUAACUAAUUCAGACCAACUUGCUAGAGUAUUGGGUGGUGAAACGAAUAUGGAAAUCACCCAGGUUGUCAUAGAUGAUGACAAAAAGAGUAUCAUUUCACAAGAUUGGAUCACUAGAAAUGCCGCAGCAGCUGAGAGAUUAUGGUCGCCUCCUUGUAUCAACGGUGCCGAUUUAGAAAGAGACGUAGAACCUCGUUUAGAAAGAUUCCAAUUACUUUUAAUGUCAAGAGUUAAUUAA
This is a messenger RNA of Cavenderia fasciculata, 1626 nucleotides long. It is a transcript of the gene nagC, whose product is annotated as beta-N-acetylhexosaminidase. The transcript is spliced from 3 exons. Gene Ontology annotation, molecular function: beta-N-acetylhexosaminidase activity. The coding region runs from base 1 to 1626 and encodes 541 amino acids. Lineage: Eukaryota; Evosea; Eumycetozoa; Acytosteliales; Cavenderiaceae. Gene Ontology annotation, cellular component: membrane; lysosome. The record is from RefSeq and is a predicted model, not a curated record. Gene Ontology annotation, biological process: carbohydrate metabolic process; glycosaminoglycan metabolic process.